Lingula anatina is the source of this 2476-nucleotide messenger RNA. RefSeq names its product large neutral amino acids transporter small subunit 4. Lineage: Eukaryota; Metazoa; Brachiopoda; Lingulata; Lingulida; Lingulidae. The record is from RefSeq and is a predicted model, not a curated record.
AGAACCAGAUCGAAACAUUGGGGGUUUAAUGAAGACACAUGGAAGAUUUUCAACCUUAACCGGAACUAUAGACGGCUGCUAUUCCCAUUGCACCAACUAGAGGGGGGAAAUAACAAAAUGACGCCCUAUUUGCCAAGACACAACCAAUGAUCACCUGUUUGAUUUCCGGUGCCGCAGACGCCAAGGGUUUUGUCCCUGUUCUAUUAAACGUAAUGCAUCAGCAGAUAAAUAUGCUUACACCUACAGAAAUCUAUUCAGCCUGAGAAUCCCACAAUGUUAUACAGAGCGUGUGUAUCAAAGUAAGUGAAAUAAAACACGUCAGGGCCAUAUGUAUGAGGCGACGAUGAGGUAUAAAUGGUUACCCUCACAAACGUGAAAUGUUCAUAUUAUUCAGGUGAUCCGUAAUGCACCCCAUUUUUGUGACUGGUGAAUACGGCUUUUUAUUCUUCCCCUUCGAAUAUAUAGCUUUAUUUGCGUUUUGUAAAUUAAUGAUCCGAUUCUAGUGAGCUGUAAUCCCUUCACCCCCUCAUUUUGUAUUGAUAUGAACCGCUUCUUUUGUGUGAUGCAGGCGGUAUUGAAUUACUGACAAGGGUAAAUAUCAGCUGGAAUAAAUGUGUUAUCCACUGCUUCACGGUGUUUGACUGUAUGGAGCUUACGCCAGAGUCAGCAUUUCAUUCACUAUAGACUUACGUUGUACAGGUAAGAGACCAAUCAUUAUUCUGAAAAUAAGCAUUUUUACGUCAUCCGUUAUAGCACCUUGCAUCAUCAUUCGGUUUUUUAAUCUCAACACAGGUGUGACUAGUUUACCAAUGGGUAAAAUAUCAAAUCAAACUAAUGCUCUUGUGUAUGUAUACCUGAGUCACUAUUAACUUUGCGUAAUUAGCGUUAAUCCACGACAAACGGCAUGACACGAACAACGUGUUGGAAAUUAUUCUGCACUGCCUUCGGAAUCUUAGAAGCGGCGGUUUACUCUUUUACGUUAUUCGGAUGGCCAGCAUUUGUGUAUAUAUUCAUCGAGGAAAAAUUUUACUACUCCCGUUGUCACUUUGAUCCCAGAGUGAAUGCUAGCAUUGACACGGUAGAACAUGCCUGUACUGUUCUGGGGAAUUGUACAGAAGAACAUGAUGCAGAUCACGUUAAAAAGUGCAAUGAGCAAGAAGAGAUGCUAAAUCUUGUUUACACCGUCGCUAUAAUCUGCUCAGCGUCUCUUCCCGUGUUGGGGUAUAUCUAUGAUCACUGCGGGACAGUUUGUGUGAGGAUCCUAUCCAUAUUUCUGUGUGCUGGUGGAUUCUUCCUGAUGGCAUUAGCUGAGAGAGGAACAGAAUGGCUGUUAUUUCCUGGGGCUGCAUUCCACAUGAUGGGAGGCGUCCAGUUGGACAUAACUGACGUCCAAGUGGCCGGAUUAUUUCCUAAGCUAAAGGCAACACUCAUAUGUCUGGUUUCCGGUGCCGCAGACGUCAGUGGUUUUGCUCCUAUUCUGUUAAAGAUGGCCUACCAGACCGGAGUUUCGUAUAAAACGAGCAUGUUCACCUUUGCCGGAAUCAUACUUGUUAUAUCUUCUGUCAACACAAUCACCCUUCCACCUAGACAGGAUGACGACGGAAAUAAUAUUGACAUAGCUUGUUGUUUUAAAAUACUCAAAAGCCAAAGCGCAACCAAAGAACCGUCUAAACCAUACACCAGCACUUGUACAAACGCCAAAUAUGUACCUAAAGCAAACGAGAAGCAUAAAGGUCAUCAGGCUUUAGAGCAAGGUUGGAAAAACGUAGCAUACAUACCUGAUGAUGUAAGCACAGAACCAAAAUGUGGUAUUCGUUCCACUGGAAAUGUCACUCCAGAGGUAACAAGUAAAGUGAAACCAGAUGGAGAUGUAACUCGGGAAAAAAACGAUGGCAUUAUUGGUCAUCAUGAUUUUAAUAAUGGCACCAGUUGUCAAAAUAAAAAUAAUAUCAAUCAUACACAAAUGCAAGUCGACGGAAUUGAGCAGAUAUCGUGCGAAAUAGAAAACUCUCUAAGCAAGGAAAAUGGCGAAAGUGCUAACAACUGCUUUCUACAUGACACGCUACUGAUCCUCAAACUCCCAGCAUUUUGGGUGUUGAUGCUGUGGUUUUUGUGCCAAAAUACAAUCAUUGUCACUUAUCAAGGCAGUUUUUACUCUAUGAUCAAUUACUAUGGAAAUAAUGUCAAAAAUAAAGUUAGUACGUAUACGGACGUGUAUUCCUGGUUCCAAAUGGGUUCUCUGUUUUGGGCUUUGCUGACUGGUUUGAUGUUGGACAAACUUGUUUCCAGGGCAACCACAGACGACAAAGAGCGAUGCUUCGUGGUUCCAUUUUUCCUCACAGUUUUGGCCGGAUUCAUCGCCUCCAUUGCAUGCAUCAUCCCGUUUAUCGAGAUGCAGUUUGUGGCCAUUAUGUUUCAUUCUAUGUUGAAAACCGGGAGUUAUGCCGUGCAUAUGGCAUAUGUAGCAAUAGCGUAA